Cyphellophora attinorum is the source of this 675-nucleotide messenger RNA. RefSeq lists its product as uncharacterized. The coding region runs from base 1 to 675 and encodes 224 amino acids. Lineage: Eukaryota; Fungi; Ascomycota; Eurotiomycetes; Chaetothyriales; Cyphellophoraceae. The transcript has a single exon. The record is from RefSeq and is a predicted model, not a curated record.
AUGACCACCCUAACAACCAAAGUCCUUCAAGUCACCGGCAUCACGACCUCCCUCCUCUCCGCCGGCGCGCUCCUCGCCUUCAACUUCUUCGACAUACCGAUCCUCAAAUCACAGCCCGCUUCUCGCUCUCUCCCGUCAGUCCGCUGGUUCUUCAGCCGUGGCUCGCACAUCUUCCCGCAAGCAGCGCUGGUCUCCAGCGGCGCGUUCCUAUGCCUUGCUUACACAGCUCAACCCGCUCAAAGCAGCGGACUGACAAUAGCGCAGCUGUUGAAGCACGGCCGCGUCUCAGGCUAUCUUGCGGCAGCAGCACUCGCAUUUGCAAUUGCGCCGUUCACAGCUUUCGCAAUGGUCCCACAUCCGAACUUCGAUAUCAUUCAGCUCAACAAGGACCUUGGAGGCGCAGCGAGUCAGAAGCAGAGGAAGUUGCAGCAGCGGCAAGGAGUGUCGGAUGAGCAGCUCAAGAACUCUGGUGGCCCACCGGAUGUAGAUGGAGACUAUCAGCUUUCCGAAUUCAAGGAUAUGAGCGGGCCGAUGGAGAAGACGGAGCGGGAGUCAACGCCGGAGCAGGAUCAGAAAGCGAGGACACUGCUCGAGGACUUUAGGAAGCUGAACAUGGUGAGGGCGUUGUUGAUGCUCGGGAGCGGUGUUGUUGGACUGGUCGUUGCGGCUGCGUGA